AUGGACAAUUUCUAUGUUUUCAGUAUAGACAAGUCACACCCCCACAAUACAGUUUUGGGCAACCACAAUUCAAACAAUUACAAGUUAUUGAAAAGAUCGGAGGAAUUUCAGGAUGUUUAUGACCAUUUGACAAACAACGUACAGUCGCUUCAUUUGUUGGAGCCCAAAAAGUUGAACAAGAGGUUACCAAUCUUUCACCAGGAACUCGACUCAAGUAUUGACACAAGAGAUUCUGAACCACAAGCAGCUCAACAACAGUCGCCAUCUGAUAAAGCACACCAGAGAUUGGCCGAAGUUGCAUCCAAAUUAGAUAUACACGAUCCAGAGUUCUCCAAGCAAUGGCAUUUGCUCAACUUGCAAUACCCCGGCCAUGACAUCAAUGUUACUGGGUUAUGGCUUGAUGGUGUAUUUGGAGAAGGAAUCACCACUGCCAUCAUUGAUGAUGGCCUUGAUGCAGAAUCAGAGGAUUUAAAAGACAAUUUCAAUGCCAAGGGAUCAUGGGAUUUCAACGACAAUGGUAACAUCCCGUUACCAAGACUUUACGAUGACUAUCAUGGAACAAGAUGUGCUGGAGAAAUUGCAGCAGUGAAAAAUGACGUUUGUGGAGUGGGAGUCGCAUACAAGUCAAAGGUUGCAGGAAUAAGGAUUUUAUCUGGGGGAAUUACUGCAGCUGAAGAAGCAGCAGCAAUGGUGUUUGGACUCGAUACAAACGAUAUAUAUUCAUGCUCUUGGGGACCCACCGACAAUGGAAAAACGUUGAGCGAACCAGAGAAUAUUGUUAAACAAGCAAUGAUCAGAGGUAUCCAAGAGGGAAGAGACAAUAAGGGUGCCAUUUAUGUGUUUGCCUCGGGUAAUGGUGGAAGAUAUAGCGACUCUUGUAACUUUGAUGGUUACACAAACUCAAUUUACUCAAUCACCAUAGGUGCUAUCGACUAUAAAGGUGAGCAUCCCAUAUAUUCCGAAGCCUGCUCGGCUGUGAUGGUUGUCACGUACUCCUCCGGUUCAGGGGAACAUAUACACACCACUGACAUCAAGAAGAAAUGUAGUGCGCUUCAUGGAGGUACUUCCGCAGCUGCACCAAUUGCCAGUGGAAUUUAUUCAUUGAUUUUAGGUGCCAAUCCAAAUUUGACAUGGAGAGAUUUGCAAUAUAUCAAUGUGCUUAGUGCGACACCAGUGAAUGAGAACGAUGGCAAUUACCAAAAAACCGCAUUGGGAAGAUUGUAUUCACACAGGUAUGGUUACGGAAAGACCGAUGCAUACAAGAUGGUUGAGUUUGCCAAAACUUGGAAGAAUGUCAAGCCCCAAUCUUGGUACUACAGUGAUGUGGUUGAAGUCAACCAGAAAAUAUCACUUAAUCAUGGCAAUUCAAACCUGGGCAAGCGAGAUGGUGAAGGUGAUGAAACCCCCACCAAGUUGAUCAAGUCAACCGUCACGGUAACCAAGGACGACCUUGAGGUUAUGAAUGUUGAGAAGGUUGAGCAUAUUACUGUGAAGGUCAAUAUCAAUUCUUCCUUUAGAGGUAAAGUUGGUGUUCGUUUAGUUUCACCACUGGGUGUGGUUUCAGACUUGGCAACAUUUAGACCGGGCGAUAUGUCGAGCCGAGGAUUCCAAGAUUGGACUUUUAUGUCUGUUGCACAUUGGGGUGAGGAUGGAUUAGGUGAGUGGCAAAUUGAAGUGUUUGCAGAUGAUUCUAGACCUGAUUCGCUUGAUAUUGAGUUUAGAAAUUGGCAAUUUAGAAUCUUUGGUGUGUCUAUUGAUGCCGAUAAGGCAGAAAAGUAUGAAUUGCAAAAGGAUUAUGCACUUGUUAGAAGGGAAAGACUCGAGGAGAAGAAAGAAAAAGAGAAAGAAAAGGAAACUACAACUUCUUCUUCUUCUUCUUCUUCUAGUACUACUACCACCACUUCUUCGUCUUCAACCACGGAAACACCAACUCCAAGUACCACCAGUUCUUUGACAACCGAAAAACCUUCAUCUACGGAUACCACCUCUACCGAUGCGGGUUCCUUGUCGUCGCCUGUUACUACACCUACUGACCACAACGAGGAUCAAGUUGAAACAGGAGAGCCAGAUGAACCAAGCGAAGGUAAAAAUAGGGAAACUUCUGACCACACGGGGCAAUAUUUUAUGGCCUUGGCUAUUGUUGGUUUCAUUAUCAUCAUUUUGAUAAUGAAAUAUCACAAGUCGCCAACUUCCGGUCGUAGAAGACGUAGAAGAAAUAACGAAUUUGAGUUUGACAUUAUUCCUGGCGAAGAUUAUACCGACUCUGAGGAUGAAGGUGAUGAUGACGAUGACUCCGAUCUCGAAGGCAGUGGAAGACGUGCUCAACGUGACCAGAACCAGCAUCGUCGUGAUCAAGAUUCAUUGGAUUUAGGCCAACGGAAUGAUCUUGCUAGCGAUAAGAGCUACAAGAAAAAAGAUGAUGAGGCAAGAGAACGACUUUUUGAACAAUUCAAUGCAGAAACAUUGCCUGAUUAUGACGAUGAUAGAAUGUUUGAUAUUGGCGGAGAAGAAGAGGAGGACGAGGACGAGCAAGGUUCAGCGAACGAUGGUGAUGAUAGAUUGACAUCUUCAUCGCAGCUGAAGAAGAGUGACGUAAAGAAGGAAACUAUUUUUGAUAGCGAGGUUGAUGCAACAAUCAAUCUGGAGAGCGUGGAAAAUAAAGCAGACGAUGGACAUUCGGAAGAAGGAAAAUGA
Messenger RNA from Lodderomyces elongisporus, 2694 nucleotides. RefSeq names its product kexin (gene KEX2). NCBI's taxonomy places the organism in Eukaryota, Fungi, Ascomycota, Pichiomycetes, Serinales, Debaryomycetaceae. The record is from RefSeq and is a predicted model, not a curated record. The transcript has a single exon. Bases 1 to 2694 code for a protein of 897 amino acids. Gene Ontology annotation, biological process: protein processing. Gene Ontology annotation, cellular component: trans-Golgi network; Golgi membrane. Gene Ontology annotation, molecular function: serine-type endopeptidase activity.